CAUGGAGGAGCCGCGGGGGGCGCGGGGCUGGGAGGGGGGCGCGGGGCCCGGGGAUGGGCAGCGGGACCGGGACCGGGACCGGGACGGGGACCGGGGUUGGGACUGGGAUCAGGACCAGGACCAGGACCAGGACCGGGAUUGGGACGAGUCCGCCCCGCUGCUGCCGCCGCCGCCCAGCAGCCAGCCCCCCGGCUCCUCCUUCGGCUGCGCGGUGCUGAACCUGAUGAACGCGAUCAUGGGCAGCGGGGCGCUGGGCUUGUCCUUCGCCAUGGCCAGCACGGGCGUCCUGGGCUUCAGCAUCUUGCUGCUGAUAGUUGCUAGCCUUGCCUCUUACUCUGUGUUUCUUCUGCUCAGUAUGUGCAUUCAGACUGCUGUCAUGUCUUAUGAAGACCUUGGCCUGUUUGCAUUUGGAUCAACUGGAAAGGUCCUUGUUGCAACUACAAUAAUUAUCCAGAAUAUAGGAGCUAUGUCAUCUUAUCUUUUAAUUGUUAAGUCUGAACUUCCUGGUGCUGUUGCGGGCUUCUUGAGUGGAGACGAGAGCGGGUCCUGGUACCUUGAUGGGAGACUGCUGCUUCUCAUUACUUCGGUCUGCAUUGUUUUUCCCCUUGCACUUCUUCCUAAAAUUGGCUUUCUUGGCUACACAAGUAGUUUAUCAUUUUUCUUUAUGGCGUACUUUGCUCUUGUGGUUAUGAUAAAAAAGUGGUCCAUCCCUUGUCCUUUACCUCUGAAGAGUGCAAUAGAACCUUUACAGGUUUCAAAUUCUACUGCAGAUUGUAAAGCAAAGCUCUUUCAUCUUUCAAAAGAGAGUGCUUAUGCAAUACCAACUAUGGCAUUCUCUUUUCUCUGCCAUACCUCCGUCUUGCCGAUUUACUGUGAGCUCCAGAGUCCAUCCAAAAGUAGAAUGCAGAAUGUAACUGUCACAGGAAUUGGCCUGAGUUUCCUAAUUUACUUUAUGUCUGCUUUGUUUGGGUAUCUGACAUUUUAUGACAAAGUAGACUCUGAAUUGCUGCAAAGUUACAACAAGUACCUGCCACAUGAUACUGUCAUCCUGACUGUUAAAUUAGCCGUACUGUUUGCUGUGCUUUUGACAGUCCCUCUAAUCCACUUCCCAGCAAGGAAAGCAGUAUUGAUGCUAUUUUUCUCUCAUAUUCCUGUGUCAUGGAUUUGCCAUAUCUUUGUCACUUUAGCACUGAAUACAAUUGUUGUUUUGUUUGCCAUGUAUGUGCCAGACAUUAAAAACAUGUUUGGAGUAGUUGGUUCAACCACGUCAACAUGUUUGCUUUUUAUAUAUCCUGGACUAUUUUAUCUGAAGCUUAGCAGAGAGGACUUUCUAUCACCACAGAAACUUGGGGCAUGUGCACUGGUUAUUUUUGGCAUUUGUGUUGGUCUUCUCAGUUUAGUUCUAAUAAUUUUCAAUUGGAUUAAUCAGUAACAGCAUAUUGUUACUGACUGAAGUGGGCUUCAGGAGGACAUCAAGAACCAGAGAUAUGUCAAAACUACUGAAAUGAAUGCUGAACAUCCUAAAGAAAUCACUGUCGAAGAAAUAAUCCUCUGGUUUUUAGUCCAUUAGUAAGGUUCUUUCUUUAAUCUUGAGAAGGAACUCACUUCAGUUAUUGCACAGUAAGUCUUUGUCAUUCUAAAAUAUUAGUUUUUAAUGAUGUAAUCAUGACAGGUAAAAAGAUCUCUUGAGAAUUUCUGCAAUGCAAAAACAGUUUAGUGCACAUGGUGAACAAAAGCAGAACCUUGAAAUAACUUUUCUUUUAGAGAGAAUGAUAUGGACAGAUUUUAUAUCAAUCAUGAUGUGCAUGCCACACAUUAUCCUAACUGUGAAAGACUUCUGUUGCUUGAAUAAUUUCCAAAACUUCAGCCAGUUCAUAUAAAGAACUUCCUGAUUCCAAAUGUUCACCCUAAUUUAUCCAAAUAUGGAUUCAGAAACCAAGAGCCUUAGCCCAGUUUAAUGGGCACAUCGUGGUAAUUGUUUUCUUGAAUACAGUUUUAUACCUCUGUGUACUUGAAUCAUAUUGAAGUAAUUUUUAAAUUAGAAGCUUUUGCCCAUCUAGCUUAAUAGGUUUUAGUAGCAUUAGGAAGUCUCAAUUUUCAAGUUAAAAAUAGAUAUCUCUCAAUUAAUGUCUGCUUUUGAAUGUUAUUCAAUCCACCUCACUAUUCCUGAUGGUGGAAAACGUUUCUUUUUCUCUCUUACUCCCAUUUCUACUAGUGUUUCAUGUUUGAAAUAGAGCAUAUCUAUAUGUUAUGUACUGCUGUGUGUCAGAGGAGGUUUGGGCUUGAAAUGUGAAAUUCUGCCUGUGUUGAAGUCAAAGGAAAUUUUACGUUUAUGGGACCUUAGUUUUACCUCAGAUCUCUAAAAUUUAAUGUACACUUCUGUAAUUCUUUCUUGGUCUAAAUGGAACGUGACUGCAAUUUUCAACACCAACUGGGCUCUGGUAUGUAUGGUAUUGGGUGCCCACCGCAAAAGUUCCUCAUAUCUUCCACUGCUUUCAUUCUACUAAUAUCAUGGUAAACCUUCUUAAAUUUGUUACUAUCAGAUGGAACAGGAUGGCUUUAAAAUAACCUAAUCUCUUUAGAGACUAUAUGCCCUAAAGAAGUUAAGCCUCCCCAGGAACGGCUUGCGUAAAGUUAAGAAAUUAGACCUCAGACUCAAAUGGCUUGAUUUAGAGAGUGGGAAAGUUCUUCAUCAUUUCCAGAUGCAGUAUUUCUUUUAAUUUAGGUUAGCACUUUUACAUCUGAGAAUUGGUAUAAGACACAAGCAAAACAUAGCAAAGUAAUUUAUCUAUGUAAUUUGGACGCAGCUAGUAAGUGCCAUUUAUAUUUUCUUUCUGUCCAUAAGGUGCACAGUUAGCACACCUUUCUCUAGCUGGAAAAUCCUGCUGAAACAAUGCUGUUAAUAUGUUGAUGUAUGUUUUAUCAUUUGAGAUAGGGAAGAUGCCCCAGUAAAUUGGCAUUUCUAACUUCUUAGCAGCAGGUCUGUGUUAUUGAGCUCCAGUGCAAACAGAUCACUCAACUCUCGGGAUCUGUAAGAUGUUUUUCACUUCUGAUAGAUGGCCUGAAGGCACCCAGGUGGUGUUGGUUGUGCAGCUUGGUACUGCUUCAGGAAUCCUUUGUGCCUCGGGAAUUUUCUUCUGCUUAGGAGUUUAAUACAGAAAUAGACUUGAGUGGUGAAGCACAGGCAGUAACUCAGAAGUUUUGUUGAAUCCCCGUUCUGUAGGAAUUGGUAUACUAUCUUCUGGAAAAGAUUGCAGUCAUUUUUAUCACAAAGCUUCUAGCAGAGGUUUCAUGAUGCAAGGUGAGCCAUCUAAGAGUUUGUCACUUCCAGAAACAGCAUUCCACUCUUGGCCAGAAGGUCACAACUCCUUCUAGGGCACCAGCACUGGCGGUGGCUCCUGCUCAGUGUGUUUAACUAGCAGAAAGCCCGUGUGACCAGGAGAUGUGACAAGUUAUCUGCCAAAAAAAAAGAGUGAGCUCUUUUAGGGUGGAGGGAGUAGGACUGCCUUUUUGUGCAGCAGCAGCCACUAGAUGAGUGUUUUUCUCACAAACCUCACACUUGACCUGCUGAAGCAAUCUGUGCACACAGAGCAUGCCUCCAACUCAAGAGGUCUCUGGCCUCCUGGGAUCGAGGGGUCAAUCAGACAGCUUCUCAUCAUUGUGUGAGUAUUAGGGAUUGAGGCUCUGCAUCUUGCCUUUGUUCUCGCAGUUCUUUUUCAACUCUGCAUAACCAGGUAUAGCCACCUUACUGGCUGUGGCUACCCUCUAAUAGCUGUUUGAUAGGCUUUGGGGUUCACUAUAGAGGUGAACUAUAGGGGUUCAUCCACACUGGCUUUCUCUUGACAGUAGUGUAAGAAGCUAAAAAUCUGCUUUCUUAAAGUGUAUCUUGAGAAAUCGAUGAUAGCAGUAGAUCAAGAAAUUAUUUUCUGACUGAACCAAAACUUUUUAGGAAAACAGGAGAUGUGUCAAUGAAGUAUAGAUGUUUUGGUUUUGGGGUUUGUUUGUGUUUUUUUUUUUUUUUCCAGAUGCUAGGAAUUAGGAGGAAUAUUUCUUAGAAUUGGGAGGUUUUAUGGAAAUUCUUUCUCAUUUAUCAUAUGCUCUUGUAGUUUACUAUUGAGUGGAAGUUGUAAGACAUCAUUGCAGUCACUUUAUUUUAAACUCUAAACAGCAGGACUUAACAAAGAAGAUUUAUAUCAUCUGUGAAGGUGCUGAAAGUUGUCAAAGUUUUGCUAAGCCUUUGCUCUUACUUUCUCCUGAAAAAGCUGAGUCUUGCCCUGCACUGCAAUCCUCUGCUCGUACGCAGACAGCUGGGUUUGUGUACAUCAUGUUAAAAAAUGGGGACUCACAGAAUACCUGAAAUAAGGUGUCAGUUUUACAGUUGAUCCCUGUAAUGCUAUGGAAAUCACUACAAUUGUUUUUAAUCCGUGGGUACGCAAGCCUGGCUAUUAACUAACUGUCCUGGUAGGUAGGCUCUGGAAUGAUGAAUACCAGUGUGUGAAGUUAAUACACUGUGAGGAUGAAGGGAAGCAAUUUGCACCUCUGCUGGAGCUCUGUUAUUACAUUUUGGCUGCAGUACAGGAAGGAUAGGAGCACAUGGCUUUGCAGAAUGCGUUAUCUUCCACUUGAAAAGAGAUGGAAAUACUGCUACUUUUAAGAAGCUUGGAUGAUACAUAACUUAAAAUGUGGGGAGAGGGGCAGAAAGAGAAAGGGCUCAGAAAAAGGUGCAAGCAUUUUCCACUAUGAAAAAACAAAGCAAGAACACUAUUUUUAUCCUCUGAAUCUCCCACAGACUCUUCUGUUCAUUAUGGCUGUGUAAGGGUUUCACUACCGUUGUACACAAGCAUGAGGUUUUUUGAGCUGAAUGUACACCUGCUCUGGAGCUUUCUGCUGAGUCAUGUGCUGCUAAAUAUAUUUUUCUUCUUGUGUACAGAUUUUGUUGGCUAUAUUUCCACAUUUCUAAAUUUUAGUGGUUCUACUUUAUUAUCUGUAGCUACCAUUUCUGAACUCACUUGGCAACGUUGCCUUUCCCCAGAUGAACAAGAAGAACAAUGUAGAGAUGAAAAUUAUUUGGUAGCCUUUGAUUUGUUUCCACUCAUUCUCCUAUUUCCAUACCUUGCCAGUUUAAGAGCUGCUCACGUUUCAGAUGGACUGUGGUAAACUGGGUGCGGAGAGUGUGCAAGCAGCAUUACAGAAAUGAGUACUGCAAAACAAGAGUGUUCUUAACCUGUCUUAGUAUUGUGGCAAAUGCUCCUGUUUUACUCCAUGUUUCUAAGCAGUUUGCAUUCUUAAUACUCACCUUCAUUGCAGUAAGUUUGUUUAAAAUUUUUUCAUGGCCCUGUGUAGUGAAAACUGAGACACUGAAACCAUCCUGUUCUCUCUGUCAUUCCUUUCCCCUUCCCUCCAUUUCAGUUUUGCAUUAAUCACAGAAUUGUAGGGGUUGAAAGGGACCUCGAAAGAUCAUCGGGUCCAACCCCCCUGCCAAAGCAGGUUCCUUAGAGCAGGCCAGUUCUGUGGCUCUGGGCAGGAACGUGCCACUAUGAGCACUCCACAUGGUCAUUAUGGGGAGUGCAGCGUGGGUGAAUGGUCUGCCCUUAGUCAUGCCUUGUGGCUCUGGUUUUCACUAGGUGUCUACAGCUGGUCAUUGCCAAAGGUCAGUGCUAGAUGCAGGCAAGCCUUUAUGGUGUGUGCCCGUCAUGUCUGUCCUUGUAAGAAUUUGUCUUUUUGGAACAUGGAGAUAUCAUAACUUAGUAACAGGGGAAGCCUGUGCUGAUCUGGAGUUCUUAAAUCAUUUUUGUCACACGGAGUGUACUCAAGGUGCCAUAUUUCCUGCCCCUGCGAUCCUCCUAAUGAGGAAAAAUGCGUGAUGGUCCAAUUGAGCUGCUAGGGCAAGUGCUGAAUCCUGCCCAGCUUGUAAACGCAUUGUUUCCAUGAGGGAGGAUAUGGGCUUGUACUUCAUUACUGUAUGAACAGUAUGUUCAUUACUGGUGCUGCACAAAUAAUCACUUCGGUAUGGAUCUGGAAGUCAGUGCUCCAAAAGCUGCAGUGCAGGGAGGCUGCAAGUACCUCCACUGGCAUCUCCCUUGGGCACCAGUAGAGCAGGAUUACUGUGGGCUUUUUGCCUGACCUAAUAUGGCCAGUUCUGUUUAAAAUAAAUUCCUAAAAUUAAUUUUAGGAUUAAUCGUAAAGAACACGAACCAUUUUCAUUAGCAUCAGCUGAUGCUCUUUCAGUAUUACAUAGGAUAUGUGAGGACAGAAUCGUGCCUGUUUUGGAUACAAACGAUUAAUUGCUUUGCCAUCGAUGCAGAUGUGUACCUUUCUCGUAAGCCAGCUCCCGAGCUCUUACUGAGCCAAAGUGAGGUUCAAAAUUCUGAAUCCUGCUAAUUCAGCAGCCUGGGAUCUUUAUUUGGCUUACAUUGAUAUUUGUAUAAACAACAGAAGGGGAUGGACAUUUUACCACUGCAAAUGCUUGAAGAUAAUCAAGUUGUUUCCAAAUGUCCCUACGGGGAUGAAGAUUAGUGUUACCUCUGUAGUGGGCAUCCUAAUGUGCUCUCAGAGAUUCAACUUUCGAUCAGCCCAGGAGCUAAAGUAACAUUGAUUGCUGCAGAACUCCUUUCCUAAUUAGAUUUAACACUUAACCCAAAAUUGUUGUUUUACAGUUGACUUCAAUGUUGAAAGCAUUCAUUAUAGUUGUUCUGCGUACUGAGAAACCGUGAGGCAUAUCACUGCCUAAUGACUGCCAGUGGCAGACAGUUUUCAGUAUUAAAAAAGAGCUGCCUAACUUCUACAGUUUGUGGUGAUGUUUUUUGUGUUUGUGUUUCAGUAGUGCUCAUUCAACCGUGCUUAAUGUGGAGUUGAAAUUCUGUUGAAAAUAAAAAAUAAAAAUCAUCUGUAUGUAAAAAAGGCCUAGCUGAUGUCUGACCUGUGUGUUGUGCAACAUGUUUCCUAUUCUGAAUUCCCUGUGGAACAGCUAGGGUAUGUUCCGAAAAAGCAGAAAAUAAAGAACAGUAUU
Molecule: messenger RNA, 7009 nt
Organism: Cygnus olor (mute swan)
Lineage: Eukaryota; Metazoa; Chordata; Aves; Anseriformes; Anatidae
Gene: SLC38A6
Product: solute carrier family 38 member 6
Exons: 16
Coding region: 2-1432 (476 amino acids)
Biological process (GO): amino acid transmembrane transport; L-glutamine transport
Molecular function (GO): L-glutamine transmembrane transporter activity
Source: RefSeq, a predicted model, not a curated record